CGAAUUGCCGGCGUGGGGAUAACUGGAGCUUCGGCUUAAGUCAAGUGUAUCGCGUCAAGAUGAAGUAGUGCACACUGUCUCGUUGUCGAGUGCAUACGUUGUCGGGCACGCGAAAUACCGCGCGGUAGAGGCGUGCAAAGAGAGCCGGAAAUCGUCGGCGGCAGGAUAAAUCCGCGCAAUUGGACUUGUGCAAUUUGUUUUCGAGUACCCUCCUCAUUAAAUGAAUUAAGGCAGAAGAUAUGAAACUCUACACUGUUGCUCUUAUCACAUGGGCGGCAUUUAUAACUGUAUCUUCGGAACGUAACAUCGAAAAUGUAAAUAAUGAAAAGGCUGUAGAUUACACGGAGUUUCGUGAUUUGUCGGCGAAACAGCUAGUGCAGCCGUACGUGACGGACGUAGAAGCGAGGAGUUCCGAGCAAACGGAUGCAGACGAAGAUCAUUCUGUCGACUUCGCGAAUGCCGGAUUAAGUAGAUCAGCAGUUCACGCCGACGAGGAGAGAGAACCGAGUGAUGUUUCUACGACCGAUUCCUCCUCGUCAGGAUCGAUUUAUGCGACGCCGCUCACAGCCGCCGAUACAAGUAUCCGUUUAGAAGCAGCCGACGAGUAUCCAUUUAGAGAGUAUCUGAGACACGAGCCAGGGUAUAUCGUACCUGAGGAUGAGUUCCUCGUUGAAAAUGCCGGCAGUUUUGGACAGAAAGUCCGGCACGAUCAACCGCACGACGGAACGAUCAUCAGGACGAUCGUUCGGACUGACGAGGGUCGAAAUGACAACGACUACGAGAGUUUUCAGAAGCCCUUCAGUAGCACUGUGUCACCUCUCGAAAGUAAAGACAGUCGUAGGAGACUUCACCCGUUCCCGGCUACUCGGGAACCAUUCGUGCUCGCUCUGAAGAAGGAAAGUAGUUUGGCAGACGAUUCGCCUCCAGACAAUUCUAACGUGAUAAAAUCAGAAACGCUCGCGCAGAAUUCCGAUGGAAUUUUAAAUAUUAAAAGCACAACGAAAAGCUCUUCGGACAAAACCAACGUCGCUUCGAUCCUCGAAAACGAUGUCGUACCUGAACCUCUUCCGACGCCACAAGCGAGAUUAUUUCGAUCGCGUAACGAUACCGCGAACGAAGGAAGCACGAAGAAGUCUGUGGAAUCUAUCAAAAAAUCCGAGAGCGUUGUGAGAACGUCGACGAUCGUGGAGAUCAAUCCUUCGUUGAACACAAAAUUCUUAAGUCCCAUAGUAGUGCCCGAGUUGCCUAAUAAAGAGACUCGGGAAAUGGUUGACUAUAUGGACGACGAUGCUGAAGCAUACAGACCAAUCGAAAGUAUCAGGAUUAUCUCAGACAGCAAUGUUGAUAAUUCCAAAAUGGCUCCCUCUAGUAUAACGACAUCCUCGAUCAUGCUGAACCCCCUGCAAGUCGGAAUCACGCUGGUGAACGCUGAUGAAGCUGGUUUGGCAGAUGGCAACAAACAAUUUGCCGCGGACAUCGAGGAUUAUCCCCAGGACGAUCUGCAACGUUUAGCAACAGUGGAUAAGGAAUUUAUCAAGAACAAUGGAAAUCAAUCGCGUAUUGAUUAUCAGGAUGACGGUAUUGAACGCGAUGAAACGGAAAAGCACGUUGAAAUCGUCACGCAAAAAGUUCCCGACAAUUCCGUCGAGAUUCAAAAGUCCAUUGAGCUCUAUCAUACCGCGCCGAUACACGAGAUUCAUUAUCCUCCAGAGUAUAUUCAGCAGACUACGAAUCUUGGUGUUAUUGAAACGAACAAUAUUGGAAAUUUGCAGAGAUCGAAGCAGCCAUAUGAUCAAAUCGAACAAUCAGAAUUACGACCGGCUUAUGAUACUUAUCGAGGUAACGACCAAGACGAAAAGAGGGUCAUUAAAGCGCACGCAUCCACACUCUCGCAGAAGUUUAAUCGGCACGAAUAUAAUGCCCUCGAGGACGACGUCGGCAGACCGGUAGCUUCGGCUGUGGGCGCCGAGUACUCAUCGAGUUCCAAUGAGCAAACAUCCCUAGAAUUGCAACCAUUCCAAUACAACAGUAUACAUUCCGCUCUGUUGGCCCCGAAUCAAUUCGACGACACGUUGUACGAUCAAUCCAAUGUGCGACAUAGCUUUAAUGGCAACGAUAACAAUACACCAUCACGCGGAAAACCCAUCGAAAGUUCCACGAGACAAGAGGCAGCAACCGAACCUGUAAAAACAUAUGUAUCAAAUACAUAUCAACAUUCGGUGCAACAACCACAACCGAAUCACGUACCUCAGCCGUACGAUCAUAAACAAUCAUUUCGAUCGCCGGAGAUAAGACGACCGGAAGUUUCGCAACUUCUUCUUAGGAUAAUUCCCGACGGGUCAUUCGCGAACGGAGGCUUCCUGGUGCCGAUCCCACGACCGUAUCCGAUCGAGAUCGAAAAGAAAGUUCCGGUGGAGAAGAAGGUGCAGGUGCAAGUGCCGGUAUCGGUACCGGUGCCGGUAUCGGUGCCACAGCCAUAUCCCAUGCACGUGCAAGUGCCGCUCGAACGUGUGGUGGAGAAGCACAUUCGCGUACCGCACAUCUAUCCGAUCCACAUCGAACGGGUGGUCGAGAAAAGGGUGCCAUAUACGGUUCAGCGAUUAGUAGUACAGCCUCCUUCGCAUCCGUUGCACGUGAGACUACCGGCGGCUUACGCGGCGACACCGAUCGAGCAGCCGGCGCACGCGGCGGUGCCGAUAGAGAAGCCCACGGAGAAGCCCGCGGCUUCCUCGCAUCCUCCUCGGCCGUAUCGUGCGGACGCGGAAAGGCCGAUCGACAACAGCGGUUCGAUCGAGACUAGAUUUACUAAAUAUUAUCAAAAGCCGCACGAACCAGUUUUUGCCGGCGAGACCGCGAAUCUCCACGGUAUUGCCGGCCGCUUGACAUUCGUGCCGCAGCCGCAGAGUGAGACGAACGUGUCGCAGUUUUACAAUCCUUACGGCAGACCGUUGGCAUACGAUUACAAUGUCGAUGUUGGCAAGAAUUAUGUUCCCACGUCACACUAUUCCAACAUUAAACUGAUGAUACUGCCGAAGAAGUUUGGCAGUCAUGUGAUAUUGCGGCCGCAUGCGUCGUCGUAUACGGUACCAUCCUUUGGACGGCAAGUCAUCUAUAAUUUAGUGGAGAAGGAUAAGGUCAAGGAUGAGUACGUGGGUCCUGCGCCACCGCGCAAAAGUUCACAGGGAAAGGUGUUCUCUCAAACGAAAUCGCCGCAGUUUUCCACGAGUGCCGCUCAAUCCUUGGCCGCUCUGAGAAAAUCCAGGCAGCCGGAAACGCAUCACGGAAGUUUCAGGCAAUCGAAGAUGGAGUAUGGUUUUAAGCCGCCCAUGGUACCAUCCAUUCAAUAUGACGAAAAUACCGCCAGUGAAGUAGAGAAUUAAUGUAACGGCUUAGUGAUAGUAAUAGUGAUAUUAAACAGUAUAAGCAUUUAAGAUGCGUUAUAAAAAAUGUUUAAGGAAUCUUUUAUUUUUUUCAAAACUUUCUUAAACAUAUUUUAGACGUUUCUUGGGCUCUUGUGUUAUUUGAUAACAUAUGAAUACUUCAUAACAAUGGACAUGGAUGUAAUUAAAAAAUAGAUAUUAAUGGAUAGAAAGGAAAAAACUAAUUUACAUUCCUUUUUUUA
Molecule: messenger RNA, 3622 nt
Organism: Pogonomyrmex barbatus (red harvester ant)
Lineage: Eukaryota; Metazoa; Arthropoda; Insecta; Hymenoptera; Formicidae
Source: RefSeq, a predicted model, not a curated record